AUUAAAGUGAGGAAGAUGAAGGCCAUCUAUCACACCCUCAACCUCUGCAACAUCGAUGUCACUCAGAAGUGUCUGAUUGCUGAGGUGUGGUGUCCCGUCUCAGACCUGGACUCAAUCCAAUUUGCUCUGCGUAGAGGAACGGAGAGAAGCGGCUCGACUGUACCUUCAAUUCUGAACCGGAUGCAGACCAAGCAGACCCCACCUACCUUCAACAAGACCAACAAGUUCACAUCAGGCUUCCAGAACAUCGUUGAUGCCUACGGGAUUGGAAACUACCGGGAAAUAAAUCCAGCUCCAUACACCAUUAUCACAUUUCCCUUCCUGUUUGCUGUGAUGUUUGGUGAUAUGGGUCAUGGGUUGUUGAUGACCUGUGCAGCCCUGUACUUGGUCCUCCGAGAGAGUCGAAUCCUCGCUCAGAAAAGUGACAAUGAGAUGUUCAACAUGGUUUUUGCUGGCCGUUAUAUCAUCCUUCUGAUGGGAAUCUUCUCAGUCUACACUGGCAUUAUUUACAAUGACUGCUUCUCCAAGUCUCUGAACAUGUUCGGCUCUGGUUGGAGUGUCAGGCCUAUGUUUACUACCAAAGGAGCCAACUGGUCGUUUGAGACCCUUGAUGGGAAUGCAGUCCUACAGUUAGAUCCUGCUGUUCCUGGGGUGUUCAACGGGCCCUAUCCUCUUGGGAUUGACCCGAUCUGGAAUGUUGCUACCAACAAGCUGACUUUCCUGAACUCAUUCAAGAUGAAGAUGUCAGUGAUCCUCGGCGUCAUCCACAUGCUGUUUGGAGUCUCUCUGAGUCUCUUCAACCACCUGUACUUCAAGAAGCCAUUGAACAUCUUCCUGGGCUUCAUCCCAGAGAUUGUCUUUAUGUCCAGUUUGUUUGGGUACCUCAUCCUGCUGGUGUUCUACAAGUGGACAGCAUAUGAUGCUUUCACCUCUAAAGAUGCUCCCAGCCUGCUCAUCCACUUCAUCAACAUGUGUCUCUUUAACUACAACGACCCUACCAACAAACCCCUCUACAGGGGCCAGAUGGGGAUCCAGGUUUUGCUGGUGCUGAUUGCCCUUGCAUGUGUUCCCUGUAUGCUGAUUGUGAAAACCAUGGUGCUUCGGCGUCAGCACCUGUGGAAAAGGCAUCUGUCACAGAAGAGGGAAGAAACCCCUGCAGAGAAUCUAGAGCAAUCUUUAGAGCAAACAGGGGUGUCCUCAUCAUGCACCGGACUCACCCAACAGGGCACGCAGAAGUUUGGAGGGGUGCGGGUGGGCAAUGGACCCACGGAGGACGAGGCUGGCAUAAUGGACCACGACCAGCUCUCCCAGCACUCAGACGAAGGAGAUGAGCACUCAGAAGAAGAACCGUUUGACUUUGGCGAUGUAGCCGUCAAUCAGGCCAUCCACACCAUAGAGUACUGUCUGGGGUGCGUAUCUAACACAGCCUCCUAUCUGCGCCUCUGGGCCCUCAGCCUCGCCCACGCACAGCUGUCUGAGGUACUCUGGUCCAUGGUGAUGCACCUGGGUCUCUCCUCUCGCAGUGGAGGCGGUUUCUUCGGCUUGUCAAUCAUCUUUGCUGCUUUCGCCACUCUCACUGUUGCCAUCCUGCUCAUCAUGGAGGGCCUGUCAGCCUUCCUACAUGCCCUGCGUCUGCAUUGGGUGGAGUUCCAGAACAAGUUCUACACAGGGCAGGGCUUCAAGUUUGUCCCCUUCUCAUUUGAGAGCAUCCUAGAGGGGCGAUUUGAUGACUGAUCAGGUCCCAGCCUGUCCACAGAUUCCCCAGCACUCCCACUCUGCUUUGGCUGUGUUUUGUGUGCAUGAGACCCACUGUGGUCCUCUGUCCCCCUCUAGUGGCAAUCAGUGAAUCUUUGAGGUAAAACAGUUCUUUUACAAACAAUUCUAGUGAGCUUGCCUUUGUAGAAUUAAAGUGUUGUUGUUGCCAUCCUUUGUCAUCCAGCAGCCUCCCUUGAUUUUGUCUUUAUUAUUCAUGAAUCCAUGGUGAGCCAUGUUUGUGUUGCAGUGAACAUCUGAAUCACUCUCUGCUUUCUGGUUUGUUUGGCCCAACUCAGUGAACAGAUAUAGAAAGGUUUCUGGAGCCAGCCGGUCAGUGUUUGGGUUAUCGCCACAUCAUAUUCUGCUCAAUUCCAGCGAUGAACAAUGAAUGAAGGAGUUUUCUCUGCCAGUAAUUAAUAUUCAGUUAAAUAUUUUCCAAGAAAGAUUCAAAUUAAGACAUAAGACAAGUAAACAAAUUGAAAUCUAAAAAUUCUGAAAAUGUGUCUAUUGAGUUAAAGGACUAUAUCAUGCACUCUGGAAAAGUAUGGACUUACUUUUCAGACUUUCUUUUCAGUCUCAACAGCCUGGAUCAAGAAUAAAUAAAAAAAAAUGUAUCCAAAUUUUUAGAUACUCCUCUUGAGCCUUGCUCUUCUGUCUUUUCUUUAUCCCUUUUCCUAAUGUAUGCCCUCCCUUUCCUUUCUUCUUUGUGUCCUUUCUUCUUUCAUUCCCAAGGCCUUUCCCUUUUUUCCCUAUGUCCCUUCUUUCCUUCGUUUUCUUCCAUCUUUCAUUUCUUCUUUCCUCAUUUGUUUUUUCACCUCCUUUCUUCCUCCCCUGUGUCCUAUCUUAUUUUGUUCUCUGUCCUUCCUUUCUUGUGUCCUAUGUACUUUCCUUCCUUCAUCCAUUCAUUCAUCCCUUCCUUUUCAAUAGGAAGCACAGGAGUGGGAAUGUUCAUUGUGGAAAAUCAGUGUCAUGGUGGUCAGUCUGUGUGUCAAAUGCAACAACUGCCUUAGACCUUUGCGCAGUUUUGCACUGAGAAAACCUUUCACUCAAAAAAAAAUCUAAAAUCACCUGAAUUAAAAAAACAAACACAUUUAUUUAUUUUGCAUCUCAAAAAACAACAAAGUCCUAUUACAGUGAUUCAUAUUAAGAUUGUAGGUUGUAUACAGUUUCAUUUUAGUUUGAAAAUCUGAGUUUGUCCUAAAAUGUGGGAUCGAUGUACUUCAUCUUUUACCGGAAUCUAGAAAACUCAACCAAGCUGUUCGUGGUGAUGUGCUGUGCUCUCUAAUGUUCCUGUAUGACCUGUAUAAACGUUGUGAUGAAUUAAAGAGUGGAGUGUUCAAACA
This is a messenger RNA of Fundulus heteroclitus (mummichog), 3098 nucleotides long. RefSeq names its product V-type proton ATPase 116 kDa subunit a1. The record is from RefSeq and is a predicted model, not a curated record. Gene Ontology annotation, biological process: vacuolar acidification; proton transmembrane transport. Gene Ontology annotation, cellular component: plasma membrane; vacuolar proton-transporting V-type ATPase, V0 domain; vacuolar proton-transporting V-type ATPase complex. NCBI's taxonomy places the organism in Eukaryota, Metazoa, Chordata, Actinopteri, Cyprinodontiformes, Fundulidae. Gene Ontology annotation, molecular function: proton-transporting ATPase activity, rotational mechanism; ATPase binding.